CUUGCGUUGUGGAGAAAAGAAAGAAGGAAGAACAAAAGGGCAAAGCAUAUCCUCUUGCGUCCGUUGUGAUCGGGUCACAACCCUGCAAGUGCCAGAAACAAACAUGUCGACCAGUAGCUGCUUCGGUUUCACGUACCGAGUGUGGCAACGAAGAAAACCCAUCAUGGAGGUCUCGCCGUUGAGUCCCCACGACGAGAUUCCAAUCGAGUUUCGCAUAACUAAGGUACAUGGAGUGCAGAAAUUCAUCUGCGCAGAUGACGACGAUCCGGUAUCUUCCUCGCUAGAAAAACUUCCGUUACAUUCAGAAACCGUCUCGGUUCCCGAAGAUGCGGCGCUGUUACCCGACGGUGGUGUUCGUCUGCGGUCUGUUCUUCGCACCAUGGAGGUCGGACAUGAGUAUGUAGAUCGAAUAUCAUCAGAUAUAUCAAGGGUGGCUCAACUCCGAUUCCCUGGAGGCUUCCUGUCGUCCAUUGUUGUUGCCCUAGUGCACAUCGUGGCAGUCAUAGUACUGGAGGUUGAUGACGAGUCCGAGUCCGAACCAGAAUACGUGUCAGAGUCCGAUUUUGAUUCUUCGAUGGAUACCGUGGCGGCGACGAAAUCUUCGAUCGCGACAUUGGAGAAGAUAAUCCUGGAAGAAGGGGGGAUGGGAAAGUACUGCAUGAUAUGCAUAGAAGAGUAUGAGGGUGGGAUGGAAAUCACGCGCAUGCCAUGCUCCCAUAUCUUUCAUGGAGAUUGCAUUGUCAUAUGGUUGCUGACAAGUCACCUCUGUCCUCUGUGCCGAUACCCGAUGCCAUCAUCAGACUAGCGUAGAGGGACUUUAAUUUCUUCUUGAUCUGUUUUUGUUUGUUUGUUUUAUUAGGGAAUUUAGGUUCCCAUGAA
Messenger RNA from Juglans microcarpa x Juglans regia, 879 nucleotides. RefSeq names its product RING-H2 finger protein ATL7-like. Lineage: Eukaryota; Viridiplantae; Streptophyta; Magnoliopsida; Fagales; Juglandaceae. Gene Ontology annotation, cellular component: cytoplasm. The record is from RefSeq and is a predicted model, not a curated record. The transcript has a single exon. Bases 104 to 805 code for a protein of 233 amino acids. Gene Ontology annotation, molecular function: ubiquitin protein ligase activity. Gene Ontology annotation, biological process: protein ubiquitination.